AUGUUUUCUUGGCGAUAUUCCUCAUGUUUUUCCUUUUUCAUUUAUUUGACUUUUGUCAAAUCUCAAUUGAAUCUUUAUUAUACGGAUAAAUUCGAUUCAAUCGAAAGUCAUGAUUAUCCAUUACAAAUGAAUUGUUUAUAUAUAUUUCAACCUACUCGAGCAAAGUUUGGUGAAUACAAAACAGUGAUCUUUUGUCUCAGUGAAUCAUUACCAACGAUUCAUUCUGAUUUUUCUCCAUCAUAUACUUUCGCCGAUCUUCAAAAACAAAAUAUAACUAGUGAACAAUUAUAUCGUUGGUCAGCACCAAUUGAUCUCAUUGAACGUUAUCAAAUUUAUCUCAAUGAAUUCUCAAUUCGACAAGGAGAAGAUCUUUAUUAUAAUUGUACAUAUCCACGAUUUGGUCCAAUGUGUCAAUAUGAACUCGAACUCUCUUCUCGUUAUGAUCUUAACAAAUCUAAAUCUUUUCAACAUAUCAUUUGGGAUUUUUAUAAUAAAUUUCCAUAUAAAUCAACGAAUGAAGUGACGUGUUAUAUUGAUUUCCAAUGUCAACAAUCGUUGACAUCAUCAUGUUUGGAUUGGACUGACAUUUGUGAUGGAAAAGUUGAUUGUUUAGAUACAGGUGCAGAUGAAGAACAUUGUUGGCAAUUAGAAAUGAAUGAAUGUGAAGAGAAUGAACAUCAAUGUUCAAAUGGACAAUGUAUUCCAAAAGAAUUUUUUCGAGAUGGAAUGAUUAUUCGUGAUUGUCUCGAUGGAAAUGAUGAAAUUUCUAUUCUUAGUUAUUUAUAUACAAAAAUUGAAGAUACUAUUUGUGAAAAUCUUCUUUUCACACGUUCAUGUUCACAACAACGACAAGAAUUUUUAAUAAACAAAAUCUAUUCAUUGAAAAAUAACACAAUCUCACACGAUUGUUGGUUGGCAUCGAAAUGUUUAUUACAAAUACUCGAAGUUGAUCUGUCAAAAUGUAAUUUCUUAUGUCGAAAUAAUCAAUGUGUGAUGAUGAUUGAAAACACUUGUCCAGAAAUGUUUUAUAUUCCAAAUGUUCCGAUUAUCUCUGAUCACAUUUAUCUCGCUUAUACGAAAUAUGAUAUUAUUAAAGGAUUUUUCCAUCCAUUUAUUUGUUCGAAAUACUUUGAUGAGAAGAAUUUUCUGGGUCAUAUUACAAUCAUCAGAUUUAAUGAUCAAAUUUGCUUUCGACCAGUAAAAAUUCCCAAAUUAUCAAGUUCUUUAGGAGAAAAAUUGCGAACAAAUUUUCAUCGAUCAUUUUAUCAAAUCUAUUCUUCAUUAAAAAGACACACGAGAUUUCUUAAUCAAAGUUCGAUCUCUUGUCAACAGUUAAAUGUGUAUCAAUGCAACGGAACAUCUCAAUGUAUUCCUGCUUUUCGUUUUAAAGAUCAUCAUUAUGAUUGUCCCAAUUGGGAUGAUGAAGAAAUUCAUUUAAUUAACAUAACACUUUUAUCUCGACAAAUACGAGAACAAUUGUUCAAAUGUGAAAUCUCGAAUAAAUAUAUUUCUCGAAAGUCGUUUGACGAUGAAAUCGACGAUUGUCCUGUUCGUCUACCAAAAUUAUUUUCCGAAGAUGAACCACGAAAUACUCGAUAUGAAAAACGUUUCUUCUCCUUCUAUUCAAUUUGUGAUGGACAUGUUGAUCUUUAUCCGAUAUUAAUCAAUGGACAAAAUAUGACAGAUGAAACUGAUUGUGAACAAUGGCAAUGUCAUAAUCUUUACACAACUUGUGAUCAAAUCUGGAAUUGUCCUUAUGGUCAAGAUGAAAUCAAUUGUAAAUCAUCUUUAACAUAUAAAUGUCCUUCGAUUGAUACAAAACAGAUGAUUAAUUUACCCAUUAAACGAAUCAAUGAUGGUCAUAUAGAUUGUUUUGGUGCUUAUGAUGAACCAAAAAUGUGUCCAUCGGAUAUUUAUCAAGGAUUUUAUUGUAACAGAACAAAUGAACAAUCGUGUUUGAAAUCUUUACGUAUAUGUUCUACAAACGAGAAAUGUGUUCAUCCAAAUGACUUUGUUUAUUGUCGAAAUAGUUCAAAUAAAUCAUUGGUUAACAUUCUUACAUUGAUUAAUUUCAAUAAAACUCUCGAUCUUAUUCAAUAUUUCAACUCUCAACUACAACUCGAUAGUCAAAUCGAUGAAAUGAAAUAUUUUUCAUUGGAUAGAACGAUCAAUAAAGUAUCAACAACAACAACAACAACAGGAAAACUCGAACAGAAUCGACUGAUAUUUCUUUCUGAUGAACAUUAUUGUCAUCGUGGACUUGUUGUUCAUGUCACAUUGAAUCCAAAGACAAAUUUCACCAAGCGAACAUGUUUUUGUUUACCAAGUUAUUAUGGUUCACGAUGUCAAUAUCAAACUCAUCGUAUAAGUCUUGGUCUUCGAUUUCGCGCAUUAUCUGAUUCUUGGCAAACUUUAUUUGCGAUUGUUAUUUCAUUGAUUGAUAAUACAAAUGAAAGAACAAUUCAUUCUGUUGAACAAUUCAGUUAUUUAUCAAUACGUGAUUGUAAAGUCAAAUUUAAUAAUGAUUUGUUUUAUGCAACACGUUCAAUGAAUUUAACAAGAAAAUAUUUUCUUCAUAUCGAUAUUUAUGAAAAGAUUUCAUUGGAUUAUCGAGGAAGUUUAUUAUUUCCAUUAAAAUUUGCUUUUCUGCCUGUUUAUCGUUUCUCACUUCUCAUUCAAAUUCCACAAAAAUCUUCUAUUUGUUCGAAAAAGAAAUGUCAACACGGAAAAUGUCGAAAAUAUUCGAACAUCGAAGAAACAUUUUGUCAAUGUGAUUCAGGUUGGUCAGGUGAAUUUUGUCAUAUUGAACAACAUUUUAGAAACAAUGACAAACCAUUACGAACAACAAUUCUUCAACCAAUUUCUUAUAUAAAACAAGAUUUUUUAAUCAUAACUUGGUCACGAAUAUUUCAUUUGAUUUUCUUAGAAGAUUUGAAAAAAAAUUAUUAUUUAUAUCGAAUUAAUCAAACAAUAACUUCAUCUGAUCGUUGUUCACAUAUUCGAGAAAUAUUCAAUAAAUCAUUUAUUCAAUUACAUUUACUUCAACGUAUUAAAUAUUAUCAUUUACCGUGUUUAGAUCAAUCAACAAAUCUUUCAUGUUUCUAUGAUGAUCUUCAUCUUUGUUUAUGUUAUAAUCAUUAUGACAAACGUUUAACGAAUUGUUUUCAAUUUGAUCAUUAUCAGAAAUUCAAUUGUUCAGGUCAAAGUGUUUGUGAAAACAAUGCAUUUUGUUUUCAAGAUCAAUCAGAUUGUCCUCAACGAUCUACAUGUUUCUGUUCUGUAUGUUCUUAUGGAACAUAUUGUCAAUUUAAUACAGAAGAAUUUGAUAUAUCACUUGAUGCUAUUUUAGGUUAUCAUAUUCAACCUGAUGUCAAAUUUACACAACAGACGAGAAUUAUUCAAAUCAGUUUCAUAUUCACCAUGAUUUUGUUCAUUGGAGGAUUAAUUAAUGGGAUUUUAACUUUAAUAACAUUCAAAAAUAAAGUUAUAUUAGAAGUUGGUUGUGGUUUAUAUCUCUUCUCUUCAUCAAUUCUGACUUUGUUAACAAUGAUUUUAUUCGUUUUGAAAUUUCUAAUUUUAAUGUUAAUACAAAUGAAUAGAAUUAAUAAUCGAUUAUUUUUGCGAAUACAAUGUUAUUCAAUGGAUUUUCUUCUUCGAACUUGUUUAAAUAUCGAUCAAUGGUUAAAUGCGUGUGUAGCGAUUGAAAGAGCAAUUGCUGUUAUUUAUGGUGCACAAUUUUCCAAAGGAAAAAGUAAAAAAAGAGCAAAAUUGAUUAUUUUUAUGAUUAUUGUUGUGAUAAGUGGAACAUUGAUUCAUGAUCCUGUAAAUCGAUAUGUAAUUAAUGAAGAAAAUCAACGAACAUGGUGUAUUGUUCGUUAUUCAUCGAAAGUAAAACUUUAUAAUACAUUGAUUAAUUCGAUUCAGUUUUUUCCUCCAAUUUUCAUCAAUUUUCUUUCCGCGAUUGUUAUUCUUCGAAAGAAAAUUCAUCAAAAAUCGAAUAUUGAACCAACGAAGAAUUAUAAAAAGAUUUUCCGUGAACAAUUUCGUCGACAUUUCCAUUUAUUUCUCGCACCAAUAUUUUUAGUUAUACUUUCAUUACCACGUAUUCUGAUAUUUUAUCUUUCAAAAUGUUUGACAUCGAAUGAUGGAUCAUGGUUAUUUCUUUCAGGAUAUUUUAUUUCAUUUAUUCCAUUUCUUUUCUCAUUUUUUAUUUGGAUUUUACCAUCGAAAUUGUAUAUGACACAAUUUCAAAAGACUCUUUUCCAUUAUCGAAUGAUCUUUCGACGAUGGAUUCACCGGAAUCGUGUUAUACCUCACAAAAUCUCAAUGUGA
This is a messenger RNA of Adineta ricciae, 4332 nucleotides long. Lineage: Eukaryota; Metazoa; Rotifera; Eurotatoria; Adinetida; Adinetidae. The record is from the annotation of a GenBank genome assembly.